AUGUCGGCCACGUCGGUAGCAAAUGGAACUUUACGCGAACCAAAAACGGACGAUCGGAGUGAAUCUCAGCCUCGCUUGGAGGAGACAGCCCAGGAGGAUGAUGCUCACCCAUAUAGUAAUGAGAGAAAGGGACCGAAGAACGCCCCUAUGGUGAUUUUUUGCAUAUCUUGCAUCACCUUCUUCAGCUCCUACCUUGGUGGUCUUGCCACUGUGUCUGUUCCGCAAAUCUCAGCCGAUUUGCACUUGAGCCCUGGAAUGGAAUUAUGGCCAGUCCAGAUGUUCACCCUAGCCACCGGAUGCACGCUUCUCAUUUCUGGCGCCUUAUCGGACACAUUGGGUAAUCGAAUCCUCUUUUUAGUGGGGUGCUUCCUCCUCGGCAUCUUCUCCAUGGCCUGUGGUCUUGCGCGAUCGGGUACUGAGCUCAUUAUCUACCGAGCUAUCUCUGGCGUGGCAGCAUCAUUCUGCUUGCCAUCUGCAAUGAGUAUCAUCACAGAGCACUUUCCGACCGGGAAGCUCAGAAAUGUCGCUCUGGCGCUGAUGGGAUCUGGUCAGCCAAUUGGUUUUGGAGUCGGACUCAUUUUCGGUGGUAUUUUCGCCGACACUGUUGGCUGGCGCUGGGGGUUUCACAGCGCGGCCAUUGCCACCUGUCCAGCCUUUCUCCUGUCGUUGUGGCAACUGCCUAGAAAUAAGAAAGGCCAAACAGGCGAUUUGUGGACUCGAGUUGCCUUUGGCAUUGACUGGAUAGGAGCUUUCCUUAUAAGCCCUGCGUUGGCUCUGCUAUCCUAUGCUCUAGCAAUCAUAACCAAUGAUGUGUCCAAUAUCCAUGAAACAGUCACCAUUGUGCUCUUGUGUCUCUUUGGCGUGCUACUUCUUGGCUUCAUCCUGUGGGAAGGCCGACAGGAGCGCCUCUCUAAGCCUACCUUGAUCAAGAAUUCGUUGUGGAAGCAGGCCGCCUUUACAUGUAUCUGUGUUGUAGUCUUCAUGAUUUGGGGCUCCUUCAACGCUUUUGAGCAAGUCGUCAACUUCUUUUUCCAAGAUGUACAGGAACUAUCUGUGCUCAAUACUUCAUUGCGAUUUAUCCCCGUUUCGGUUGUUGGCUUUGGGGUCAGCGUCAUCACAGGCAUGAUCUUACAUCGUGUCCAGGCUGAUAUUAUUAUCAGCAUAGCUACGGUCAUCUCGUCUCUUUCUCCACUUCUCAUGGCGCUGGUGAAUCCAGCGUGGACGUACUGGCGUUGUGUGUUCUUCGCCAUGUGCUUGAACCCUGUUGCUGCAGACGUCCUUUUCACUGUAUCAAACCUCAUUAUCGCGGGCAUGUUCCCCGUUGAGACACAGGGUCUAGCAUCCGGGGUGUUCAAUACCGUCUCACAAAUCGGCAGGACCAUUGGUUUGGCUCUGGUUGCCCUGAUUUCUAAUAGCAUCACCGAAAAAGCUUCUUCAGCAGAGGACCAUCACAGUCCGGAAUCUUUAAUGACGGGAUACCGUGCAGCGUUCUGGUUUCUUUUUGCAAUGAAUAUGACUAGUCUGGUGGUUGGGCUUGUUGGAUUGCGUAAAGUCCGCAACGUCGGAAAAGAAAAACCUUCUUGA
Molecule: messenger RNA, 1584 nt
Organism: Penicillium expansum
Lineage: Eukaryota; Fungi; Ascomycota; Eurotiomycetes; Eurotiales; Aspergillaceae
Product: Major facilitator superfamily domain, general substrate transporter
Exons: 3
Coding region: 1-1584 (527 amino acids)
Biological process (GO): transmembrane transport
Cellular component (GO): membrane
Molecular function (GO): transmembrane transporter activity
Source: RefSeq, a predicted model, not a curated record